Dendrobium catenatum is the source of this 977-nucleotide messenger RNA. RefSeq names its product leucine-rich repeat protein 1. The transcript has 6 exons. NCBI's taxonomy places the organism in Eukaryota, Viridiplantae, Streptophyta, Magnoliopsida, Asparagales, Orchidaceae. The record is from RefSeq and is a predicted model, not a curated record. Gene Ontology annotation, molecular function: protein binding. Bases 139 to 795 code for a protein of 218 amino acids.
CGCUUUCGCAGAAGGGUCACGCUUUUCCCCCCAAUCCUCCACUAACUUUCUUCCUCCUGGACCAGUGUCGAGGAAACGAUUGCUCGUAACCCUAACCCUAAUUGAAGGAAGAAGCUACUUCUGUUCUACGGAGGGGCGAUGGGUUUAUCUGGCGGUUUCGUAGCCCGAGUCCUGGCGCUGGCUGCGGUGAUGCUGACGCUGCUUUCGCCAUCGACUUCGUCCAACUCCGAGGGCGACGCGCUGUACACCCUACGAAAGAGCCUCAACGAUCCGGAUAACGUGCUGAUGAGCUGGGAUCCGACGCUUGUCAACCCCUGCACUUGGUUUCAUAUUACCUGCAAUCAGGACAAUCGGGUCACAAGAGUGGACCUGGGGAAUUCAAACUUAUCUGGCCACCUUGUAUCUGAUAUUGCAAAACUUGAACAUUUGCAAUACCUAGAAUUGUAUAAAAAUAACAUUCAUGGAACCAUCCCUGCAGAGCUUGGCAACUUAAAGAGCCUUAUAAGUUUAGACUUAUACAACAACAACAUCUCAGGGACUAUUCCUGCGCAGUUGGGGAAACUAAAAUCUCUAGUAUUCCUGCGGCUUAAUGACAACAAACUAAAUGGUAGAAUCCCAAGAGAGCUAACUGCAAUAUCCAGCCUCAAAGUUUUAGACGUCUCAAACAAUGAUCUUUGUGGCACCAUUCCUACUAUUGGACCUUUUGAACGCAUCCCCUUGAACAACUUUGAGAACAACCCCCGUUUGGAAGGCCCAGAAUUGUUGGGGCUUGCCUCCUAUGAUACAAACUGCUAAGAAGGUGAUAUUACAAAUUGGCUAAAGGCCAUCAUUAUACUAAGUAUUGUUCGAAUUCUAUAUCGUAUAAUGUAAAUGCGUUUUACGUUUCUUCAACUUUGUACUGAGUAGCUGAACAAUGUGUGGGCUCGUUCUCAUGCUUUGGUGCCUGAAUAAGUAGCAGAAUCAACUCUUUUUAAUUC